Molecule: messenger RNA, 1456 nt
Organism: Eleginops maclovinus (Patagonian blennie)
Lineage: Eukaryota; Metazoa; Chordata; Actinopteri; Perciformes; Eleginopidae
Product: zinc finger MYM-type protein 1-like
Exons: 2
Coding region: 6-1007 (333 amino acids)
Source: RefSeq, a predicted model, not a curated record
AUCUCAUGACAGCUGAAGUCAUUAGAUGCAGAGAAGUGAUGAAAAGAUUGCUUGCAAUUGUUUGCCAUCUUGCUCAGUAUAAUCUGGCAUUUAGAGGGCACAGGGAGAAGUUAUUCGAGCAUGGGAAUGGAAAUUUCCUGGGGCAAGUACAGUUAAUGGCCAAAUUUGACCCUGUGAUGAAGGAGCAUCUCUGGAAAAUGAAAGCGAAACAGAUUGCUGAUACCUACCUGAGCAAACGCAUACAGAAUGAAUUGAUAUGCCUUGUCGCCCAGUGCACCACUGAUGCCUUAGUGGAGCGUGUGAGGAGGGCCAAAUACUAUGCAGUCAUCAUGGACUGCACUCCAGAUGUAAGCCACAAUGAGCAGCUAUCAGUGCUGCUGCGAAUUGUCAACUGUGAGCUCACAAAGGGAGUUUCUAUCCAUGAGCACUUCAUGGGAUUUCUUGUGGCAGAUGACACCACUGGCCAAGGUCUUCUGCAGCUGUUUCUAGGACACCUGGAAAGAUUGGGGUUGGACCUCUCCAACUGCCGAGGCCAGUCUUACGAUAAUGGCAGUAACAUGCAAGGCAAAACACAGGGUGUCCAGGCGAGGAUGUUGGAACUCAACCCCAAAGCACUGUGUGUGCCAUGUGGCAGCCACACCUUAAACCUGGUGGUGGGGGAUGCUGCAAAGUCCUCAACCAUUUCUCUGGGAUACUUUGGCACACUACAAAGGCUGUACACUUUGUUUAGUGGCUCUGUUCAGCGUUGGACCAUCCUUCAGGAGCAUGUGAAAGCUUUCUCAGUCAAGGCCUUGUCCACUACAAGAUGGGAGUGCCGGGUGGAUGCUGUCAAGGCUGUGCGCUACCAACUCCCAGAGAUCGUUGAUGCGUUGACAGCUGUGCACAAGCAUGCAACAUUGAAGAAAGAUCCAGAAUGCGCCUCCACUGCUGACAGCCUCAAGGAGAACAUGAUGAAGUGGUCAUUCAUGAUUUCUACAGAUGUACACAUCCCCGACCCUGAUGCAUGAAAACCGGUGCCCCACACACAUACACACACACACACACACACACACACUCUACUCAAUCUCUCCUCAUUCAGUCACAUACCCUUUCUCUCUCUCUCUUUCACUCCCACAUAUGUUCCCUCUCAUACACAUGCAUUCUCACUCACUCACUCACACACACACACACACACACACACACACACACACACACACACACACACACACACACACACACACACACACACACACACACACACACACACACACACACACACACACACACACACACACAUACACACACACACACACACACACCCCUCUCUCACAUACUCAUUCUCUCUCUUUCUCUCACACAUGCACGUACACAAACUUUGCCUAUUUCCUUUUUUAACUAAUUUUGUUCAAUAAAUACUUCGCAUUUUGACAUACGAUGGUGUGAUAUCUGAAACUUAUUUCUCGCAUAUUAAUGUUGA